Contarinia nasturtii (swede midge) is the source of this 2197-nucleotide messenger RNA. Its product is annotated as senecionine N-oxygenase-like. NCBI's taxonomy places the organism in Eukaryota, Metazoa, Arthropoda, Insecta, Diptera, Cecidomyiidae. Bases 96 to 1490 code for a protein of 464 amino acids. The record is from RefSeq and is a predicted model, not a curated record. Gene Ontology annotation, molecular function: N,N-dimethylaniline monooxygenase activity; NADP binding; flavin adenine dinucleotide binding. The transcript has 6 exons.
GAAGAAGCAAAGUCAGUUGGACGCUAACAGUUAAUGAUAACAGACGAACAAGCCACAGAAUAUAUUAUUUGUGUAUUAAAGAAAGUGUUUUUAAAAUGACGCGAUUUUCUACAAUUCGUGCGAUAAUUUUCGAACUUUUUACUGCAUUUUUGGUGAUUAAUCAAAUAAAUUCUGCAGCCGUUAAUACAGAAAAACCACCCGUUUUGAAUGUUGCAAUAAUUGGGGCUGGCACAUCAGGCCUCGCAAUAUCAAGAUAUUUGCUCGCUGAAAAAUAUAACGUGACUAUUUAUGAGCAAAGCGAACAGUUUGGUGGAAUCUGGUGGUACACCGAUAAAACGGGAAAGGACCAGUAUGGCGUCGGUGUUCAUUCGGCGAUGUAUCAAGGCUUAAGAACCAAUUUGCCACACCAGUUAAUGGAGUUUCCCGAUUUUCCAUACCCAAACGGAACUAUUCCAUAUCCACCGCAAGCCGAUGUUCUUAAUUAUCUUCAUUCCUAUGCCGAUCACUACGAUAUUAAGAAGCACAUUAAAUUGAAUCAUUUGGUCAUUCGUGUUCUUCCAAUCGAAGACGAUAAAUGGGAAGUGAUCGUGAAAGAUUUGCCAAACAAUGAAUUUCAAACAUUGACCUAUGACUAUGUGUUUGUUUGCAAUGGUCAUUUCUCUUCACCACGUUACCCUAGCAUUCCCGGCAUCAAAGAAUUCGAAGGAAAAAUGCUUCACAGCCACGAUUAUCGUAAACCCGAAUCUUUUCAAGACGAAAGUGUUCUUGUAAUCGGACUCGGACCCAGUGGAAUGGAUAUAACAGGACAAUUGUCAAAAGUUGCAACCCGAAUUACCUUCAGUCAGUUUAAACGUCCCAAUGAAACGAAGGAGGAACGGGAACAUCGUAAAAGUUUAUUGCCACCAAAAACCACACUUCAAGAUGAUGUAAAGCGCUUUACCACAAAUGGAGCCGAAUUCAUUGAUGGCACACAUGAAACAUUUUCUGCGGUCAUCUUUGCAACAGGCUAUAACUUCACAUAUCCAUUUUUGAGUGUUGAUACUGGUGUUCAAGUUGAUGAGAAUUGUGUUUCGCCACUCUAUAAACAAAUUUUCAAUAUCGAAUAUCCUACAAUGGUUUUUAUUGGCGUUCCAUUCACGGCGUGUACAACUAGAGUUUACGACUUACAGGCACGAUUUGCAAUGAAAUUCAUUACUGGUCAAAAGGAGCUACCGUCUAAAUCUGAAAUGUAUUCGGACAUGCAGUUUCAAUUGAAAGAGCACUAUGGCAAAGGCUAUCGCAAGCGUUACACUCACUAUUUGGGAAAGGAGCAAAAGGAAUACUUCAAACAGCUUUCGGAAAUUGCGGACAUUGAUAACAUUCCAUCCGUGAUGGCUGAUAUGCAUUAUGAUGCACGUGCAACAAUUCUAAAGGAUCCAGCUGAAUUUCGCAAAUAUAAAUACACCAUUAUCGAUGACAACACCUUCACUAAGGAAAGACACGAAGAUUAAUUUUGACCUAGCAGCAGACCACCAUUAUUAGUGACAUUAAUAGCUAUUUUAAAUCCAACAAUCCAAUAGAUAUUGAGAUAGUUUAAAUUUCGUAGCAUUAUUUGCAUUAUUUUCAAUGGAUUUUAUUAGUUUAAAAAAGAAAUGUCAUCUCGAUUAAUUUGUGGAUCGAUGAAACUGCACCAAUAAACUGAACGAUGUGUCACAAUUUAUAAGAAUUUAUGAACAAGAUUUCAAAAGUUUUUAUGAUGCUUAUCAAAACUUCUCCGCCAAUUUCACAUUCAGACUAACUAUCUUAAAAUAGCGGACAAUAUGAUUUUUAAAAAAUGGAUAAAUUACAAAAGCUCAGCAGUUCCCGAAUGGUUCAUUUGCGGACUUAAACGGAGAUGUUGCGGAGCUGUGUGGAGAUAGAUAUGAACAGUAUGCAAGAGGCGUGAACAGUAUACAACAGACGAGUGUAAAUCUUUAUUUGUGUGCGCGCAAUGGUUACUAUGCUUACGCAUGUUCUUCAAUACUGUUCAUGUCUAUCUCCACACAGCUCCGCAACAUCUCCGCUUAAGUCCGCAAAUGAACCAUUCGGGUUAGUAGAGUGUAUGAGAAUCAAAAGUACAAUUCUAUAUAACUCACUUGUUUAUAAACAGCCGAAAAGCAUAAGAAAUUAUAUCUUUGGGCCACUCAUUGCCUGUCAAAUAAAUCUCUUUCCAACAGAA